AGUCUGUCCGCCCUCAUCGAACACCGAUAUACCUGCGAUACGAACCUAACAUGUCGCUCCGAUCGGUUCAGCUCGUGACACCCCGGCUGUUCACCCGGACCCGAAUCGCAGCGUUCAGCACCUGCACCAGACGCUUCGAAUCGCAUUCCACAUCCGACCCGCUUCGAUUCUCAGUCGGUGUAGGAUACUCUGGCAAAGACACCCCUCCGUUCGUCUCUCGCGAGAGAGCCAACGAGGCUGCGAAAAAGGGGUUUCAACCGGAUUCCAAGAUUGGGAGAUGGAAACGCGAGAUGAUGGCCCUCGGUGGGGGUCGGGUGGAACUGUUCGAUACGAUGCAGGAGAGUAAAGAGGACGACUGGACCAGGGAGAACAGCGGGCUGGCGGAUCGGAGACGAUGGGGCAGCGGGGAGGAUUCGUUCUUCGUCAACGAGUCGGGCAACUUUAAAACGUAUCUAGCCGUCCAAGAUGGCGUCGGAGGAUGGUCAGAUGCGGGAGUCGACCCCUCCCUCUUUUCCGAAUCCCUCACUUACCACAUGUACACCUCGACCCUCAAGAACCCGAGCGCGAAACCCGUCGACGUCCUCAUCAAGGGCUACGCGGGCGUGUUAGCUGACGAGGGGGUCAAGUGUGGGAGUUCGACGAGUUGCGUCGUCUCCUUGGACAAGGGGAGAGGGCUUUUGGAAGCUGCCAAUCUAGGAGAUAGCGGAUUUACCAUCAUUCGCAAUGGUGCCGUGCAUUUCGCCUCGACAUCACAGACCGUGUAUUUCAACUGUCCCUGGCAACUGGCCAAGUUGGUGAACAAGACACCCGACGCCGCAUCAAAUCGUCCUGAACAAGCCGACCUGUAUCAUCAGGCCUUGAAACCGGGAGACAUGAUCGUCCUCUACACGGACGGCUUCUCCGACAACGUCCACCCUCACCAACUCGUCGGUCUUCUGAAACACGUCGACAACACGCUGGCCUCGCCAGAAAACGCCUUCUUGGACCCGCUCGAACGAGAAGUCGAGCGUGCGAGGCUGUUGGCGGACGUUCUCGUCGCUUACGGGAGGAUGGUCAUGGGACGGGAAGACGUACAGACGCCAUUCGAGUUGGAAGCGGCACAGAACAGGUUGAAGUGGCCAGGAGGCAAGUUGGACGAUAUUACGGUGCUCACCGUACACGUCGGACAAGAUUAGUAGGGUAGCGCAGGUCGCAAAAAAAAAGGAUCAGGAUCGCGCUCGACAGGUGUUGUAUCGUCGCAUCGCAUGCAUGCAUGGGCAACCUAAUCUCAUGUACCACCGUUUCAGCCAUUGUCGACGUCCACACGCAACAUCGUUUCGAAUGGCUGGCACGCCGAUGAAAGAGACAUGGUCGGCAGUCGUCAAGAGCUCAAGAGCCGGU
This is a messenger RNA of Filobasidium floriforme, 1380 nucleotides long. Its product is annotated as phosphatase 2C-like domain-containing protein. Bases 51 to 1175 code for a protein of 374 amino acids. The record is from RefSeq and is a predicted model, not a curated record. NCBI's taxonomy places the organism in Eukaryota, Fungi, Basidiomycota, Tremellomycetes, Filobasidiales, Filobasidiaceae. The transcript is spliced from 8 exons.